AUGAGCUUCUCCACCAAAAACUUAUCGCCACUUGAUGGUCUCAGACGCAACUCGGAAGACAUCGGGGCCACACUAGAUCAGCAUUCUGACGUGUUGGUUUUACGCGAACGAGAAAAUAGCAUAAUAUCGUUAGAAUCAACACAAACAACUGAGAGACUCUUAGAUCGUCUGGAAUUGAGUGCUGAUGACGAGGCAUUACUAGAGCAAGCGCUGAAGGAAGCUGAAAACCGGAGGAUAGAGGGUUUCAACAAUAGUGAUAAACGUGCCAUUUGUGCACCAGCAUCAGGGUUCCCGUCAUUGCGCAAAACGAGCGCAUCAAGUAGUCAUACCAAUGGAAGUGAUUUCAAACCACUCUUCAAUAUACUCAGCGAGCUCUCAGAGAAGGAAAAAAUCAUAUUGACGAGGAAAAAAGAGGUUGAGCUACAUUGUUCUGGAAGUAGGUACUCGUAUUUCGUAGAGGAGGACAGUGAUGAGGGACCGGACGGAUCCGUUCCCGAGUAUCUUCUCAGCUCAGAGGGCCGUGCCAUAAAUUUCGAGAAAUAUCGAACUAGAGCCCCUGUCCAGAACUCGGUAUCAGCAUCGGCAUCCCAGACCCCGGAACCCAUUUCCAUUGCCAAAGUCCCGGCAAUGCGAAGUCCGAUGGAUUCAAGCCGCACUUCAGCAUCUCAGCAUUCGGGUCAAAUACUCUUGAGCAAUUCUUCCCCAGCAGGGUCCAAACACCUCAUAAAGCGCACACAGUCUUCGACAGAAAGUAUGGUUUCAGGAGACCUCGAAACCAGGGCGAAAACUUUCGAGGAUUCGCCAAGAUGGAAGUUUAUAACUCCCAAGAAGUCAGCAGCACCUGCCUCCGCUUAUCAUCAAAAUUCCCAAUCACCUUCAAAAGGCUUCAGCGAAAAUUCCAAGGGACACAAGAAGAAGCCCUCUUUUUUCUUCAAAAACCUGUUCAAGUCGCCAAAAGUCGGUGAUUCACGUUCUGCACCUUCAAAAGGACAGUCCAAUGAGUCAACUCCACCUUCAACCCCAACGGCUUCCCAGUUCAGGUUUCCCCCACUGCAACUUGAUGAUGUUGGCACGCACAAAUUUUACACCAAUGCACCUGCGACAGCGUCCUCAGAGAACGCGCCCCGGCCCUUUCUCUCGAGAGACCAACAUUUUGACCACAAUAGGGCUUCUUCAGACACUAAUGUUUAUUUUUCCCGCAGGACUGAAUUUGCCAACUCAAAACGCAUUGCGCCAGACGUGAUCGGUUUUGAUACAAAGCACAAUGUGGAUCUUAUCCGACCCAGAACACAUGAAGCGGUGACAAAGCCUUUGUAUAAAGAUUAUUUGUCGAACCCUGAGGCAAGAAUAAGGAUGGUCAUCGACCUUAGAAAUCGGGGCAACUUGAAGGAGUCUACGGAACAUUUAAAGGCGCUUUGCGAAAUGCAGAAUCCGACUGGGUUUCUUCUUUUCGGACUCGCGCUGAGGUUUGGAUCUGGCGUGAAAAAAGACUACAGGCAGUCAUUUCAAUAUCUAAAAAAGGCGGCUGACGUUCACUGUGAAGAGAAGGAAGUGUUUCGGCUGGAUAUAGAUCCGUUCAAGUUGACGGAUGUUCCACACGUUCCGCCCGAACCCAGGGCCCCUGCACUAUAUGAGUGCGGAAUGUCGUAUCUCAAAGGCUACGGCGUUGAGGAGGUCGACGAGGUGAAGGGUCUCAAGUACCUCGAAAAGGCGGCUGCAUUGGGCCAUCUCGAUUCGAUGUGCUUGAGCGGGACGGUAUGGUCCAAAAGUUCCAAAAUACGGCGCAAAAACAAGGCUAGAGCUGCAGCUUGGUUUCGAUUGGCUGAUAGAAGAGGAGCAGAUCUCAUAGGCGCCGAUUGGAUAUACAAGGACAAGUAUCAAAGUCGAAGCAUCGACAGUUUGUAA
Molecule: messenger RNA, 1905 nt
Organism: Lachancea meyersii CBS 8951
Lineage: Eukaryota; Fungi; Ascomycota; Saccharomycetes; Saccharomycetales; Saccharomycetaceae
Source: the annotation of a GenBank genome assembly